Pogoniulus pusillus (Red-fronted tinkerbird) is the source of this 1743-nucleotide messenger RNA. RefSeq names its product LDL receptor related protein associated protein 1 (gene LRPAP1). Gene Ontology annotation, cellular component: cis-Golgi network; endomembrane system; endosome. The transcript has 8 exons. The record is from RefSeq and is a predicted model, not a curated record. Gene Ontology annotation, biological process: negative regulation of very-low-density lipoprotein particle clearance; negative regulation of receptor internalization. The coding region runs from base 50 to 1105 and encodes 351 amino acids. Gene Ontology annotation, molecular function: heparin binding; low-density lipoprotein particle receptor binding; receptor antagonist activity. Lineage: Eukaryota; Metazoa; Chordata; Aves; Piciformes; Lybiidae.
GGGGAGCCGAGCGGCAUCUCGGGCCCUGUAGUUCCGCACCCGGCACGACAUGGCGGCCUGCAGCGCUCUGGCGGCUCUCGCUGCCGCCUGCCUCCUUGCCGCCGGUGUCCAACCCAGCAAGUACUCCCGGGAGGCCAACGAGGGCCUGGCAGACGCCGGCGCCAGGCGCCGGGAGAGCGGGGAGUUUCGGGUGGUGAAGCUGAACCAGGUCUGGGAGAAGGCGCAGCGGCUUCAUCUCUCUGCUGUGAAACUGGCAGAGUUGCACAGUGAUCUAAAAAUACAAGAAAAGGAUGAACUCAGCUGGAAAAAAUUGAAGGCUGAAGGGCUAGAUGAAGAUGGAGAGAAAGAAGCCAAACUCAGGCGCAACUUAAAUGUCAUUAUGACCAAAUAUGGAAUGAAUGGAAAGAAGGACUCUCAGCUGGUCGAUACCAACUACAUUAAAGAUGGUACAGAAAGUGAUACACUAGAUGAUCCAAGACUGGAAAAGUUAUGGAGCAAGGCCAAGAGCUCUGGGAAGUUCUCUGCCGAGGAGCUGGACAAGCUUUGGCGAGAGUUUAAGCAUCACAAAGACAAGAUUCACGAAUACAACAUCCUGCUGGAGACCGUGAGCAGGACAGAAGAUAUCCACAAAAAUGUUAUCAACCCAUCUGAGGAGAACCUGGUGAAAGAGGAGAUAUUGCACAACAAGCACAGAGAACUCAAAGAGAAGCUGAGAAGCAUCAAUCAGGGCUUUGAGCGACUGCGUAAAGUCAGUCACCAGGGAUAUGACACCACCAGUGAAUUUGAAGAACCCAGAGUGAUUGAUCUGUGGGACAUGGCCAGAUCAGCCAAUUUCACUGAGAAGGAACUUGAAUCUUUUCGGGAGGAGCUGAAACACUUUGAAGCAAAAAUUGAAAAACACCAUCAUUAUCAGAAGCAAUUGGAGAUUUCCCACGAGAAGCUGAAGCACAUAGAGGGAACUGGUGACAAGGAUCACCUGAACAGAAACAAAGAGAAAUAUGCCAUGCUGGAAGAAAAGACAAAAGAACUGGGAUACAAGGUAAAGAAGCACUUGCAAGACUUAUCCAGCAGAAUCUCUCAAGGCCUUCCACACAAUGAGUUAUAAAAACAUAUUGUCCUUUAUGGGAUCAGUGUAUUAACACAGAAAAUGUGGAGUUUGAAUAGGACUGCCCAAGGAGUCCCUGAAAGAGCAAGGAUGGGACAAGGUUGUCCUGUUAAGAAUUCUUUUUUCCCCUUCACUCAAUUGCCAAGUUUGUAUUUGCACUACCAAAUGAAAUGAUUAGAUUAUAAAUGUGAGUUACACAUCUUGGAUCAUAGAAAUAUUACAUCUGAAUCAAGUAACAGCCUUUGAAAGAAGCAGUCAUGUCUGAAGGAAAAGAUGUGUAUUCACAGAUGAUUCCUGCUGAUGAGAAACAACCACUCUGACAGUCAGGAAAGGUUUUCUGAUCAAUGAAAGCAAACACCGAGGUACAGGGAGUUAAAAGAGGCCAGAAACGUCUUUUAUGUCAGUGCUUUUCCUACUGAAGGUAACAAAAGUAUUUCUGCUGCCUCUGAGCAGUGGGUCAGAGCUGCACUGUGUAUGAAUCUUUCAUGUGAGGGGGAGGUAGAGGGAACAAGUAUUGAGAUCAAGUUACAGACUUUAGUUACAGACUAACACAUAGGAGGUUACUGUGUAUGUACAAUUACCUCGUUCAUGGUUGCUGCGGUUUGUUACAGUUAGUCAUUAAAAACAUCCCAACUGUA